This is a messenger RNA of Passer domesticus (house sparrow), 2672 nucleotides long. RefSeq names its product dendrocyte expressed seven transmembrane protein (gene DCSTAMP). The coding region runs from base 87 to 1616 and encodes 509 amino acids. The transcript has 4 exons. NCBI's taxonomy places the organism in Eukaryota, Metazoa, Chordata, Aves, Passeriformes, Passeridae. Gene Ontology annotation, cellular component: endoplasmic reticulum membrane; cell surface. The record is from RefSeq and is a predicted model, not a curated record.
UCUUUGGUAUAGUUUAGUACAGUUUUAGUAUAGCAUUCUUUAAUAUAAUAUAGUAUCAUGAAAUAACAAAUUAGACUUCUAAGCACAUGGAGUCAGAUGCAUAUUCCUUCCUUCAUCAGGGAACCCUGCAAAUACAAGACGUGUGGUGGUUCAGCCUCAUUUUGAGCCAUUGCAGUGUCAGCAACAAUCAGAAGAAAAUGCAAAAAUUCAUCUCAAUAGCUCAGACUGCAUGGGAAAUGUUUAUAUCUGAAAGGAAGCCUGGCUGGAAGUAUCAGAUGCAGCUUUUUGCAGUUUGCUCUGCAGUUGGCUUCCUCUCCAGCUUUCUGUUUUUCCUUAGCAUGCACUUCUCCUUGGCACACCAUUCCUUGGGGCCCUUACUGAUUUCUGGAUUCAUCUGGAUUUUGCUUUCUAUCAUGCUCUUUUGUUUCAAGCGCCUGCGCUGUUUUAGUGUUCUGUUCCUCCUUUCUUGUGGAUUGAAAAAUGGCAGGGAUGCUCUUAUUACUGCUGGCACAGGUGUUGUGGUGGCCAGCAACAUUCAAAAUAUUUUUCACAAUUUAAAGGCUCUGGCUGACAGUAUAACCUGUCAUUUAAAGCAAGAGCAAUUUGCCUUGAUAAAAUAUUAUAUUGAGGCAAUAAAAUGGGUUUAUGAGGUAGCCAAGCCUCCUGCUGAGCUACCUAAAGAUAUAGUGGUCCUAAAGCACGAAUUCACACCAUCUUAUUCCAUUUUAGAUGACGCAUUAAAACAACAGCUAAAUGACACAGAGCAAGAAAUCCAGAGAAUUGCUAACCAGAUAUCUUUUAUGUUGACUAUACUGCCCUAUAUAGGUCAGAAAGUAUUGCCUAUAUUUGGGGUUUUUCUAGUUUCUUUUGGAACUGGCCUCUUUAUCAAAAAAUUUGUGGGUUCUCAUACUACCAAAUUUAAGAAUACUUAUAUCACAAAACAGUUCAUUGCAUUUGAUGAGCACCAAAAACAACAGCAAAGACCCUGUCUUCUGCCACUUAACAAAAAAGAAAGAAAAGAUUAUGUGAUGAUCCCAUCCUUCUUCUUCACAAGAAAGGACAGGAAAAAAAUGCUGUGUUCUUUUUUCCCUAUAAUUAUUCAUCUUUGCAUCUGGCUUCUGUUUGCUGCAGUAGACUCUUUGUUUUAUUUGUUAAUUAUUUCUGUGAACAAAUAUCUCCAAGAAGUACCGGAUCUGGACAUUCAACUCAGUCUCUUUCAGAAUAAGAAUGAGAGAAGCUAUAUAAUUUCUAUGAAAGAGCAUAUUGCCAAGACUGAUUCUUUCAAGAUCUCUUUGGUUAAGCAAAACUGCAUCACUCAUCCUGAGCUCGCUCUCUCCACAACAUGGAUUCAGCUUGGAGUCAUCAUCUUCUUCUUAAUAAUUUUUGGGUUAUUCUCUGGCCUCCUGACCCAACUUAAAAUACUCGUGUUAACUUCCUUUUAUCCUGAUACCGAGAUGAAACGUAUACAUUAUUUACAUGCAAAAUUACUCAAAAAAAGAAAAAAGCUACAAGAGAAAACUGGGAAGAACACGUUUGCAAGAACGGUCAACUUUUUGUUUCCAAUACUCAAGGCAAGAGAGGCAGUGAGGAAGAAAGAAAGGAGUGUAGCAGCAUGACAGGAUGAUGUGAAAGAGACAAAGUAAAUCUUUGGAUAUGGCUGACAUUCUUUAGUUCCACCUGUGCUUUGCACCAUUUGUCCUAUAGAAUGUCAAUUGUAAAAUGUAAAAAUUUCACACUCAAAGGCUGACCAGCAGUGUUUUGGAAAAGGUUCUCUUGUGGAUGGUGAACAGUCAACCACAAAUUGCUCUGGAUUGCUUUAACAGUUUUUUUUCAGUUUGUGGUUUGCAUUAUCUGGUACUUGAGAAAAUAGUGGAUGAUCUGUUAUUCUGUCUAAAAGAAAUAAAAUAGUUUGGACCUUUUAGGUCUACACCAGAAACCUCUUUGGGUUGAGCUAACAGAAGAUGUAAUGACAGCAGCAGGUUUGUCUUCUUCACGUUUGCCAGACACUGAAGAUAGAAGACACAGCAGAGACUGUGCAUCCAUUGCCUUCUGGGAUGGCCAAAAACUGGACUUUGAUGUUUCUAGACAUUUUUAUCUAUUUCUCAAGCCUCAAGCCCUUCAGCCUGGAUCUUUGCCAUCCCUAGUUUCUAGUCUCCUAUCUAGUCUCCCACCCAAAAUUCCUUACUUGGUCUUAGUCCCCACUUCCACAUACCCACAGACUGUAUCACUAGUGCAGAUUGUUCGACGCCUUUGAUAAUCAUGAGAGGUCAUGUAACAGGUAGAAGUGAGAAGGGUCACAAGAGCUAGAAUGGAGAGGAAUCAGCUGCUGUGAGGGCAAACAAGGUGUCAUUAAAGGGUGAGGCACGUAAGUAGAGGUGAACAAUGUUUCAAGUCUUGCAGACUGAGGAAGCUUGCAGAAGAGACAAAAAUGGGCUUAAUUAUGUUGCAUAAGCAUCAAUGACUUUAAUUCAAUUAAACUGAGCCAAUAGUGAAGUACUUCACCUAUUCAACCAACACUGGUGAUGUGACCUUCAUAUGAUACAAGCGCAAAUGCAAAAUGCCUAAAGACGUAGGAAUGACUUAUGUAACUUUAGAGACUUAAUGUACAUCUAAAAAAUGUACCCAACACGGAGUGUAUUUCUGAUUUUCAGCCACAGCCAACUUCCUUUUUU